Molecule: messenger RNA, 2418 nt
Organism: Poecilia latipinna (sailfin molly)
Lineage: Eukaryota; Metazoa; Chordata; Actinopteri; Cyprinodontiformes; Poeciliidae
Gene: dhx30
Product: DEAH (Asp-Glu-Ala-His) box helicase 30
Exons: 12
Coding region: 37-2418 (793 amino acids)
Cellular component (GO): nucleus; cytoplasm; intracellular anatomical structure
Molecular function (GO): ATP binding; G-quadruplex RNA binding; DNA helicase activity
Source: RefSeq, a predicted model, not a curated record
CCCCAAAGAAACAGAAGAAGAAGUUGUUGUUUAAAGAUGGCGCUACACGGUGCCUUACUCGUGAGGCUAAAAGAGCUUUGCAAAGUGGCCAAAUGUGCUCAUACAGCAGGAAAAACGGCAUUUAACUGGAGCGGAGAAAUGCGGUGGUAUGGGACAAAAGCGCAGAAGUUUCACGAGCGCAGCGCCUCAUGUUUCAACAGUAAACGAGAUCUUCUGGAGGAGUUUCCAGAUCCUAAAAACCUCCUCAACAACACCAUUUCCCGGUCACUAGGAGUGAAUGAUCUGUCCCAGCUCAUCCAGUACACCUGUACAGAACAUGAUGGUGUCAAGAAGGCCACUGUCACGCUGCUGUGGCCCAACAAGAUUAGAGAAGAGGGUUAUGCUUCCAAGAAAAUUGAUGCAGAGCGAUUUGCGGCGGCUGCAGCCUGCCUCAGACUCAGGGAAUUGGGUGUGAUUGGUCCUAACAAUCAGCUCCCAAAGAGGAGAGCUGGCCGGGUGAGAGGAGGGCUACAUUCCCAUCUUUAUGAUCCUGAAGAGGACUGUCUGACAAACGCUCCCACCUCCAGAGCUGAUGAAUUGUUGCCUCCGGUGGAAGAUGCCUCCUAUGUCUCUGAAGCUCUUUCUCUGUUUCCACAACCUAAAUCUCUUCUGACCAGAGUGAUCCAGGUGGCCACUUCAACCAGCAGAGUCAGGGAGAUGAUGCAUUUCAGAACAGCAGGUGGAAAACUAAAAAAGUGCGAGCUGACUCUACUUUGGCCGGAGAACAUGAUGUUCAGAGCGACGGCGGGCAGCCGAGUGAUGGCAGAGAAAAAGGCUGCAGCACUUGCCUGCAUGAAGCUGAAGGAGCUUGCUCUUCUAGAUAAAGACAACAAUCCACUUACUCAUGCAAAGUAUCAUCGAGAAAAGGUAAAGGAGGCUGGCGAGAGAGAGAGACGUCCAUUCCCACUAGAGAUUCCAGAAUAUUUGGAGCAACGCAUGAGGGACUACCUAACACGGUACCCGGUUGCAACAGAAGUACAGCAACUAUGGGAGGAGGAAGAGGCAAGAGGACAACAGACGGUGAACGAGGAGGAAGAGGAUGAAGAAGACUAUGUUGCGGACGCCAUCACCGGCAGGCCAUACAGGCCGAUGUCCGAACAUCAAGCUCAGUGCCUCAGUCGCCACCUACAGGAGGCAUGGGAAAGGGCAAACCCUGGACUCAGCGUGGAGCUGCCCGUCGACGCUCACCGACAGCGUGUGGUCUCAGCCGUGCGCUCCUCCAGGGCGGUUGUGAUCGCCGGCGAGACGGGAUGUGGCAAGACGACGCGGAUCCCGCGCUUCCUGCUGGAGGAACAAGUGAGAGACGGGGAGGGCGCAGACUGCAACGUCCUCGUCACACAGCCUCGUCGGAUCAGUGCCGUGUCUGUAGCUCAUCGAGUCGCUCACGAGAUGGGGCCACGUCUGAAACACCAUGUCGGAUAUCAGGUGAGACUUGAGAGCCGCCCUCCUGAGAACAGCGGGGGGUCCAUGCUCUUCCUCACUGUGGGCGUCCUACUGAAGAAGCUGCAGUCCAACCCAACCCUGACAGGAAUCAGUCAUGUCGUCGUGGACGAGGUCCACGAGCGAGAUGUAAACACAGACCUGCUGCUGGCGUUGCUGCGCUCGAGCUUGGACGAGAACCCCGACUUGCGAGUUGUUCUCAUGAGCGCCACCGGGGACAACCAGAGGCUGGCGGAGUACUUCGGAGGCUGCCCUAUCGUAAAGGUCCCGGGGUUCAUGCACCCUGUGAAGGACAGAUACCUGGAGGAUGUGAUGCAGGAGAUGGGACGCUCGGCUAAGUUCCAAAACAGGGUGGAGUUAAGCAAGGGGUCGGACGAGGCCGCACCAGAUCUGGACUUAGUAGCUGACGUAAUUGAGCACAUCGACAGACAUGGAGAGCCAGGUGCGGUGCUGUGUUUCCUCCCUGGGUGGCAGGACAUCAAGAUAGUUCAACAAAAACUGGAGGAGAAACCACACUUUUCACCAGGCUCACAAAUGAUCGUGCCAUUGCACUCAAGCUUAUCAGUAGCUGACCAGCAGGUGGUGUUCCAGCGCCCCCAAGCCGGACAGAGGAAGAUUGUACUCACCACCAACAUAGCGGAAACCUCCAUUACAAUAGACGAUAUAGUUCAUGUGGUGGAUACAGGAACUCAUAAGGAACAGAAUUAUGACCAGCGGACAAAGGUUUCUUGUCUGGACACAGUUUGGAUAUCUCGCUCUAACGUCACACAAAGAAAAGGGAGAGCAGGACGUUGUCAGCCGGGGCAGGCGUACCACCUGUUCCCAAGGAAACAGCUGGAGACCAUGACACCCUUUCCUGUUCCUGAAAUCCUGCGCACACCACUGGAGAGUUUAGUAUUGCAGGCUAAAAUCCACAGUCCGAACUGCAAGGUACUUUAG